Molecule: messenger RNA, 711 nt
Organism: Phoenix dactylifera (date palm)
Lineage: Eukaryota; Viridiplantae; Streptophyta; Magnoliopsida; Arecales; Arecaceae
Source: RefSeq, a predicted model, not a curated record
AUCCAGGCGGCGAGGCGAGGCCAGGUCUGGAGUUGGGUUGGAAGAAAAGGAAGAAGAGCUGAUGGAGAAAGCGAGGGAGGCCCUGUCCGUAGGAGCAGGAGAAUCGGAGCGGGUGGCGAGCCUGGACGUCCGGCCGCAUCGCGCCGGAGACGCUGCCAGCUUCUACGAAGGCUUCGCUCUCCGGGGAAUCCGGGUCGACCUCAUCCAGCGGGGAUCCCUCUCGUGCACCUUCAAAGUCCCUCCUCGACUCACCGACGUGAAUGGAAACUUGUCGGCAGGCGCCAUUGCAAACCUGGUGGAUGAGGUGGGAGGCGCUGUAAUGCAUGCUGAUGGUCACCGCAUGAAGGUCUCGGUCGACAUGUCCAUUUCGUACAUGUCAACUGCCAAGGUUGAUAAUUUGAUUGGUGAACAGGAUGAAUUGGAGAUCACCUCAAGUGUUUUGGGGCACAAAGGAGCCUAUACUGGAACAUAUGUAUUGUUGAGAAACAAAACAACAGGAGAGAUUGUUGCUGAAGGUCGACACUCAUUGUUUGGUAAUCUUAAAAGCAAGAUAUAAGUACAUGCUUUGUAUCUGAUACACUUUUGAGCUUGGCAUGAAGUGGUUUGUAGUUUCAAAUGGACAUAUUUGGGGGUGUUAUGCAUAAAUCACAAAUGAACUAAAGUCUAUUUAAGCAAAUGUGAACUACCAUGAUUUCUCUUCUUUGAUCACAA